AGGUCACACAGUGCUUCAUGUGUGUCUUGGCAGCAAGGCGCGCCACUCGCUGUGCCUCCCGGGUAUAAAUUCAUGGCAGCGAUGUUAUCCACUUCAUCUAACUCCAAACUAACACCACUUUCUACUAACAGGAAGAUCCUUUGACAUUCAAGAGUAGAACGACGAGAGGUCUGACGACUACAAUGAGCAGCCAGUCUGCCAUCAACAAAGAUGUCUUCAUCCCCUGCAAUGAGCGGAUGCUGGUGGCGGUGGAGGUGCGGAGGAGGAAAAAAAAGAGGAUGUCCUUCCUGUCGCCCGUAUCCAAAGGCGACUAUGCAACAUUCAUUUGUGUGUCAGUGACAAACACAAGGCCACACCAGCUUAUCAUUUCAAAGGUGAAACGGUUCAGUGGCACCUCGACCUUCACAAGGACGUCCCAGUGGGUGGUGGAGCAGCUACGACAGGUCAACGGCAUCAACCCCAACAAGGACAGUCCCGAGUUCGACCUGGUCUUUGUCAACACGGUGGAUCAGUGGGUGGCCAGCUCUGCAGCAGAGAAGUGUAUUCUGGUCCAGAUACUGUAUCGUGCUUGCCAGACUUACUGGGAGGGGAAGGCAGGAAGUCUGGUCAAGACAAACCGCCAGGGGCCCCAUCAGGUCGCAGAGGCUGGUCCUAGUGACUCCUCCCCUUUAUCCAGAACACAACAGGCCCGACGGAAGAGCUUUGUUGUACCCAGACUACCGGAGUUCAUCAACUGCCCAUCCAAACUCACAGGAGAUGCCUCCACCAUGAACCUGUUCAUCUACCGCUGCAAAGCCUUCUUCAAUCAUUUGAAGAACAGCAUCAUUGCACAGCAAAGACGCUCACUGAGCAAAGCAGGUCAGGCUGAAGCGCGGGCAGCAGGGGGCGCUGUGGGUAAUGUUGUCCAUCGCAUGAACGUGGCUCUGGGCGAGCGCGGGGACAGACUGACUCCAGCUGAGGACAAGACUCUGGGGCUGGUGCACGCAGCCCAUCAGCUUGCAGACAAUGCUCACAAGAGAGCACUGAAAUACGCCAAGUAGAGUCUUUUCAAGACUCUUGGAUACUCCAAACUGCUCAUGAGAAGAAUCUUUCAAGAAGAGGAUCAUCUGCCAGGGUUGCAACUUUAACCUUUGUAGUCCGUGCUUGGACCGCAGGACCCCACGGUGCUCCUAUUUGAUUUGCACAGUUCCUUCAAGUAGCGCUGCUAUUAAUACUGCUGAGAUGAGUGUAAAAUUGCCUUCAUUUGCUAUACUUCAAUGUUAUACAGUACAAAGCACUUGGGCACUUCAGUGUGUAACGUCUGUGUCUUCAUAUUGUAUCCACAAUGUGUCUUCGUCCAUGUCCUCUUAUGCUAAUCAAACAUUGUCUGCGUGUCUAUGUGAUAUACGUCUACAGUAAGUUGGAACCUGAUCACGUUAGCAAUGAACACCACCCAAAAUCCUUUCCACUCCAAAAAAAUGAAAGAUCCACUUUCACAAGGUUAAAGUUAAUUUGAAUAAUUUAAUUUUCAAAAAUGGCAGCUUUAUUUUGUUUGCUUUGUUUCUCAUAUUUUUUCUUUAAUAUUCCAACCUUAUGCUACUAAAAUGACAAAUUUUUUUUCUCAUAAUGUUAUGAGUUUAUUCUCGGAAAAUUGUGACUUUUUCUUGUUAGAUUAUGGCUUUUUUCCUCUUAAUAUUUUGUCUUGUAAAAUUACAGCUGUUUGGUUCAUUUUUGCUGCUGUUUUUUUCUAUUUCAACUUUCUUCCCAUGAAUUUUCUUCUCGUAGUUAUGGCUUUAAAAAUGUCUUUCUUCUUGAAUAUUUCAACUUCACGCUACUGAAAUGACGUUAAUUUUCCUCACAAUAUCACAACGUUAUUCUCAUAAAAAUGUUGACCUUUUCUGUUAAUAUUUUGACUUAAUUAUUGUAAAAGUACUGCUGAUUUUUCCAUUUUUGCUUUUUUUUUUUUUUUUAGUUUUCUUGUUAUAUUAUAUGUUUCCAAAAAAAAAAAAGCACCUGCGGGCUGCAAAUGGCCCCCGGGCCGCACUUUGAACACCCUUGAAUUAAUCCUAUCCCCUCUCCAUGUCUUAGCAAUUACUGAACAAUACCCGUGAUUACCCUGUUAAAUAAUGAAUAUCAAUUACAAAUAAUAAAAAAAAAAAAUAAAUGACUCCAUAAACAAAUAAAUAAAUAAAUACAGGAGUAAUAAGUGGACACAAAUAUUUGAUAAUGUCAAGAUAUGCUAAGCAGCUACAUAAAUAUAAAGAAAAAAAACAUCUCAGCUUUGUGUUUAGUUAUUAGUACUGGUGUCGUAUCUUCUAAUAUUCCAUUUGUAUGUCAAGUUUUUUCUAGUAAUCUUUUAUUUUCUUAUUUUAAAUUGCAUGACUUUAUUUUUACGACGCAGGCCAAUGAAAAGCCAGGUGUGGCCACAAAAGGCUCCCGGAUCACACUUUGGACACCCCUGCCAUAUAAAGUUGCAGUGAAGAAGAACUAAUAGCGAGCAUUUGUUAAUAUUCUCUGUGCUACUGGAAUAGUUGUUGUUUUCUUGUUGUAUUGCAAGUGAGCAAAUAAAUAGAAUUAAACACAAAAUGAAGCUUUUAUAUCGAAACACAAUUACUACAUUUAAACAAAAAUAGCAAGCAGCAACACUUUAUCGGAAUCUAUUAUUUUAUUAUUACUACUUCAACAAACAUGAUUUGAAAGCCAUGGCUACAGGCGGCACUUUACUUUACUUUACAACUUCAAGUCAUGACGUCACUUCCUGUUGUGCGGAAAGAGCUCCGUGUCUUAUUACCGGAGUUUUAAACUUUUUGUGACUAUUCCUGACCAUAGCUUGAUAGUACAACUCUAGAAGGGAGUGCCGCGAUUUCUGCCUUAAUUCGGACCAGCGAGUGGACUGAACUCACCAAAACAAACGUAUAGCAGGAGCCGACAGCCGUUGUAGGCAAGCUAUCAAGCUAGCCGCGGCUUUGAAUCGGCGGCUACUCACUAAAACAUCUUGGAGUCUCCUUGAGGAGACAUCUCCGGCUGUAACCAGGACUGGUGAGAGACACAAACUCGCGGCUACAACGGAUACUAAACACCGAAGGCGGUGCAAAACAAGCUAACGGCUAAUCGACAACACUCGAGGCGGUUGUCGAACCGCAAUAAUGCCAAAGAUAAAAGAGGCAAGAAGCGGAUUUGAUGGCUCGAGCAGGUCAAGUCGAAGCACUCCGGAUUCGGUUAAAAGCAUGGAAGGUGCGGGUUCUGUAUCUGCCCCCACCCCCUGCACAUGCACAUGCUCUAUUGGAAGCGUCAGCUGAGCAAUCAUGUUGAUGUAGAAAUGGGGAAAUCUACUAAGAAGUUACAGGAGAUCGGGAGAAAGCUAGAAAAUAGACUGGCGCAAAAGCUAGAAGCUAUCCUAGCGCCAAUGCUACUGAAACUUCACAAGAAGCGGGAUCAUACUGAGGAGAAUGUGAUGAAGCGGGAUCCCAUGCAAAAAAAUGUAGGCUCCCUGCAACAAAACAUGGGCUUAUCCUAGGACUCGACGUAUGGAGUACAAUGUCUGAGGGGGGAGAACAAAGAAUUACAGGAAAGUAACGCAGCACUGAGAGCCACUCUCAAAAAAAGAGUCUGAAGAAAAAGACAAAAUCACAGAGCAACUGAAAGCCACCAUAGAUGACAUGGAUCACAACAUGCGAAUGGAUGACGUGGUCGUGACGGGGCUUGGGAUCAAACCAAGGUCCUAUGCCAGGACAGUGGCGAAUACUGCCGCCUCAACGGAGAAACAAGUUGUCACCUCCAAGGAGGUGGACGUAGACAUCCCAACUAUUGACACCUGUAUCCCACUGUGUGGCAGGAACAGCACCACACCCGUCAUCAUCCUCAAGUUCACUAACGGGAAAUCCAAGACUGCACUGCUGAAACAAGGAAAGAAGCUGAAAGGAACAAACGUCUACAUCAGGGUUCGGGAAACUUUUUGGCAAAGAGAGCCAUGAAAGCCACGUAUUUUAAAAUGUAUUUCCGUGAGAGCCAUAUCAUAUCUUUUAACACCGAAUGCAACCAAAUGUGUGUGUAUUUAAGGAAGACUAACAAUUUUAGAAUAUAAUUAGUCUCUGAAUGUAUUCUUUGUAAUAAUGUUGUUAUAUUGAAGCUAACCAAUAGUUAUUAAUAAAUUACUUGUACCAUUAA
Dunckerocampus dactyliophorus (ringed pipefish) is the source of this 4146-nucleotide messenger RNA. RefSeq names its product syntaxin binding protein 6 (amisyn), like (gene stxbp6l). The record is from RefSeq and is a predicted model, not a curated record. Lineage: Eukaryota; Metazoa; Chordata; Actinopteri; Syngnathiformes; Syngnathidae. Bases 183 to 1040 code for a protein of 285 amino acids. The transcript is spliced from 7 exons.